Molecule: messenger RNA, 468 nt
Organism: Talaromyces atroroseus
Lineage: Eukaryota; Fungi; Ascomycota; Eurotiomycetes; Eurotiales; Trichocomaceae
Exons: 1
Coding region: 1-468 (155 amino acids)
Biological process (GO): regulation of transcription by RNA polymerase II
Molecular function (GO): DNA-binding transcription activator activity, RNA polymerase II-specific
Source: RefSeq, a predicted model, not a curated record
AUGGAUCAACUGAAGCCCUAUGUUCAGGUACAAACGGGCCGUAUGGGGUUGCAUGAUAGAUUAGCCGACCUGUGCGACAUUGACAACCACACAACUACCAAGGCCAAUACAUAUCACUGGCCUGUGCAGUUAUUGAGUAGAAUGCUGAAGCUCAACCCGUACAAUAGAUCGGAGAACUAUAACAUUUUCGUGACUUGGAUGAGCCUAAUUGCGCCGGAUUUCAUUGAGUUUUUGCGCAGGAAGGAUGAGCGUGCGCUUCUUAUUUUGAGCUGGUGGAUGGCGCUUAUGUGUUCAGUAUCGCCCUUUCAGCCGUGGAUCCUGGGCAGAAUUGUGCCUGAGUGUCAGGCUAUCUGCAUGUACCUUGAAAGCGCCAGUACGAACACGGAGAUCUUGAGGCUGAUAGAAUGGCCCGCGAAGGCGUGCGGCCAUCGCCACCCGACUCCUGGAAAUUUUGAGGAUGUGACGUGA